Messenger RNA from Notolabrus celidotus (New Zealand spotty), 8739 nucleotides. It is a transcript of the gene gucy1a2, whose product is annotated as guanylate cyclase 1, soluble, alpha 2. Lineage: Eukaryota; Metazoa; Chordata; Actinopteri; Labriformes; Labridae. Gene Ontology annotation, cellular component: guanylate cyclase complex, soluble. The record is from RefSeq and is a predicted model, not a curated record. Gene Ontology annotation, biological process: response to oxygen levels; cGMP biosynthetic process. The transcript has 9 exons. Bases 1039 to 3456 code for a protein of 805 amino acids. Gene Ontology annotation, molecular function: heme binding; guanylate cyclase activity.
ACUUCACAGCGCGAUCUCGGCAGAGCGCUCAUCACGGUGCGUGCUGCUGUUGGCUGAUCGCGCGCGCUCACUCACUCUCUCACUCACUCUGUUACACGUCUCGUGCACCACCACUGACUCCACAGCCGCGACCAGUUUUCCCGUUGACCCAAUGAGACAACAAGACACGAAAGUCAAGGUACCACGGUGAGGGAAUCAAAGUGAAAGAUGGACGAAUGAUGACAGCACGGUCAGCUGGCUCACCGACAGACAGGAGAUCCGCUGUCGCAGAGUACAGGCAGCAGCAGCAGCAGCAGCCGAGGGAGGAGGAGGAGGACAAGGGACGGAGGAGAGAGCGGAGCAGUCACAUCUGCUGUGACUUUGGGGAUUUCUCUUCGGCGAGGUGGGGAGGAAAAAGGGAGUCACCACCUUAUUCUUUCGGAUGCUGAAAUUCAGAGUUGACAUGUGUCGGAAUUACAGUGGGGGGGCAUUCUGAGGAUUUUGGACACCUUAAGUCAGUUAGUUUGUGACAUUUCUUCUGUUAAGGUAACGUGAUCUGAAGCAUCCUCUGAGAGCGUUUGGUCACCCUGGGCGCAGUGUGGAUUUAUUUUGGGGGUAAAGGAGGACGGGUUUUUAAGAGGGCUAUACCCCCACCUCCUCCUCCCCUUACAUAAAUGUUUGCGUGCCGUUAGUGCUCUCGUUCUCGGUCGACCCCCCCACCCCAUCCCCCACCCCCCUCUUUCCCCCUGAAUAGGUUCGCUGAGGCUUACUGGCAGACAGACGCAUCGCAUACGCACACAUAGACACACAGACCUAAACACUUCCACGCGCACGCACGCACACAUAUAUAUCUCAUAUGCAUACGUAAUUACACAGACAGACCUUACCACCCUCACCCACCUCACCCACCACCAACCCUCUCACCCCCCACUAUCUGAUGACUCCCCGGCGUAGAGUUGGACGUGGUACGGAACCGACUGUAGCAUCAUCAUCCUCAUCCUCAACACCACCACAGUCAUCAUCACUAUCCUCCCCCUCUUCCUCACUACCAUCACCACCAUGUCCUCGUCGUCGCGCAAGAUCUCCUCCGAGUCGUUCAGCAGCUCGGUGGGCUCGGACUGCGGGCUCGAGAGCCCCGGGGGAGACGGAGGGGACGGCGGUGUGGAGGCGGCGGAGGAGAGCCGGGGAGGCUGCCCCUUCUCCUCGUUCCCUUCCUCCCACAGAGCGGCGCUCUGGAACGGCCGCAGCCCCGCCGAGAGGUCGGUGUGCCCCGCGGGUGAGGAGCAGCAAGGACCCCACAAGAGGGUCACAAGGAGGAGACGGGUGAACCUGGACUCGCUUGGAGAGAGCCUAAGGCGACUGACAUCACCAAUGACACAGACUGUUCAGGAGGCUCUACAAAGAACUCUCCAGUACUACAGACAACAAGAGAUCAGGUGUCAGGAGGUAGCCAGCGAGGAGAGAAGAAAAGAGAGAAGAGAAGAGAAGUGUCCGUUCCUGGAAAACUCCGGCUCUGAAGAAGAUGUCUUACAAAUCCUACAAUAUAUGGCCACCAUUCUAGGAGUACCAUUCUGUGAGCUGAGAGAGCACUUUGGAGAGGAGUUCUUUGGCCUUUGCUUUGAAGAAAAUGAACGAGUUCUUCGAGCUGUUGGAGGCAACCUCCAGGACUUCUUUAAUGGCUUUGACGCCAUUUUGGAACACAUUCGCACCUCCACGGGGCGGCGUGCCUCAUCUGAGAGCCCCUCUUUCCAGUGCAAGGAUCCCCAAGAGGAGGAGACAGGGAGAAGAAAAUUGGACAAGGUCGGAGAGCGAGGAGACACAAGAGGGAAGGUGUUGCUUCUUCAUUGUUUCAACCCGGCCCCAGUUGUUGGGUUGGUAAUGCCUGGGCUGAUCAGGGCUGUUGCCAGGCGGAUUUUUCAUUCAGAAGUUGAGGUAGAAGAAGUGCCACCUCUUACUCCCUUAUUACCGAAUGAAGAUACAGAACAUGCAGAUGGUGACUCCACAACCCCCACACCGACUGCAUCCCCCACUGGCUCACCCUCGUCAUCCCCCUCCCCUCCGUCUCCUUUCCAAACCUCUGUACCCACAGUUUGCCUGUCCUUCCAAAUCACAGAGAUGUGUCCUCCUUCCCUUUCUUCUUUCCCAAAUGCAAACGCUGGUCCCGUGUGCAACAAACGGCCCCCGCUUUCCCUCUCCACUAAUCCCAGUGAUCUGCGCAUUGGCCUGGCCACGUUUUGCCGUGCCUUUCCGUUUCACCUGGUCCUUGGGCCUCGCAUGGAGCUACUUCAGCUGGGAGAAGGACUGAGGAGACAGACUCGCAUUGAGCCUCACCGCAGCUUCGCGUUCAGGGACUGUUUUGAGAUUGUCUCACCCAAGAUGGAGCCAUCGUUCCAGGGCAUCCUACUGAGGCUUGCAUCCCCAUUUACCAUCCGGACCAGGCCUGAUACUACACAGACGGGUACCAAGGAAAAGGUCAUGGAAUUAAAGGGUCAGAUGAUCCAUGUGCCUGAGUCAUGCUCCCUGAUGUUUCUGGGCUCCCCACGUGUUGAUAAGCUAGAGGAGCUGAUGGGAAGGGGCCUCCACUUGUCAGAUAUCCCCAUCCAUGAUGCCACGCGAGACGUUAUCCUGGUGGGGGAGCAGGCCAAGGCCCAAGACGGUUUAAAGAAGAGAAUGGACAAACUUAAGGCCACAUUAGAGCGGACUCACCAGGCACUAGAGGAGGAGAAGAGGAGAACAGUGGACCUUCUUUAUUCCAUAUUUCCUGGUGAUGUGGCACAGAAACUGUGGCAGGGUCAGCCAGUGCCAGCUCGCAAAUUCGAUGAUGUCACUAUGUUGUUCUCGGACAUUGUGGGCUUCACUGCUGUUUGUGCGCAGUGCACACCCAUGCAGGUUAUCUCCAUGCUGAAUGAGCUUUACACACGCUUUGACUACCAGUGUGGCAUUCUGGAUGUGUAUAAGAUCGAGACAAUAGGUGAUGCCUAUUGUGUGGCAGGAGGACUUCACAAGAAGGUUGACAGUCAUGCAAAGCCGAUUGCUCACAUGGCUCUGAAGAUGAUGGAACUUUCUGAAGAAGUGCUGACACCUGAUGGGAGACCUAUAAAGCUAAGGAUAGGUAUCCACACAGGCUCUGUGCUGGCAGGCGUGGUCGGGGUUAAAAUGCCACGGUAUUGCCUCUUUGGAAACAAUGUGACACUGGCCAGCAAGUUUGAAUCUGGCAGCCAGCCUAGGUGCAUCAAUGUUAGUCCCACGACUUACCAGUUGCUGAAAGAUGAUCGUUCUUUUUCAUUCGUCCCUCGGUCACGGCUGGAGCUUCCAGAGAACUUUCCCAAAGAGAUCCCAGGGACAUGUUACUUUCUGGAGGCGGGGACAUCCCACAGCCAUGCCUCACUGACCAGCUCUCGCUCUGCUCCCCCGGCCUCUAUGAGGAAAGUCUCCUACAGCAUCGGCACCAUGUUUCUAAGAGAAACAAGUUUGUAGGUCCCGUACACAGACUCGGAUACAAGAUAUUCAUUUUGUGAGAGGCUGAAUUUGAACUUCUUCAAACGUUCAGGAAAUAAAUCUCACAGAUCCUUGGAUAUGCAAAUGCAUUAUGUGAAAACUUGGAUACGUACCUGUGGAAUGGUCUAUAUGAAUGAUUACUAAAAAGAUUCUCACAUCAUGGGUACAAAAACGAACUAAAUGCCCUCAUCUUCCCCAAGCAAGGGAGAUAUGCUUCAAAAGACUUAAAGAACAGCAACUUUGCUAGUUUCACACAGACUCCAAGAACUGACAGGGUCAUUUAGCAGAGAGACCUUAAUUUAAAACUUGAUCUAGCUGGAUUUUUCAGCUUCAUACCUGGUUUCUAACUAUCUCCAUUGGCCCUUUCUCCCAGCUUGUACCCUGACCUGGAGCUAGAGUCAGGGGGCUUCAAGAAAACCUGGACACAGACCAGUGCUGCACUUGUUAGGCAUCAACAGAAUUGCGUAGAUAGAACAAAUCUACUGUACAUUAACACAGUGGAUGCCGAGGAAUGAGGAUGUAUGAACUCUCAGAAGUUAGCAACAUUGCCACAAAUGUUUGCUUUGCAUCAUGGCCUCUUGUACAACAAAGUCCACUGCUGAAGAACAAUACAGCUCCCCGUCCUCCUCCUACAGCUGUUGCUAAAUCUUGUCAUGCUUUACCAAACUUGAUUCCAACAUCUGCUGCUCGUUACAUCAGCCUACAGUAGGACCAGGUAGUUGGGCUUGGGAGACACAAUGAGAGGCAUAGACGCGUUGAUACAGAGAUGGGGGUCAUCAACAGAAGAAUGCCAAAAAUGCUAGUACUAAGCUAAUCUUAGAGCCUUUACUGCUUAUAACCCACAGCAAACUAUAGCCAACAAAAAUCCAGCCAUGUCAUCGCAAGUAAUACAUUUAAGACUGACAAUUAUACCCAGCUUUGUGCCUUUUUACAGCUCAAACCAGAACACAUACAAGAUGGACUCAUUCAAAAUGUUUGAACAGAAUAAAACACGAUGAGCGCUUCUUUUAUCUUACGCUUAUUAGUUUAAAUUUUUUUUCUUGACAACAUUUCAGUUCAGCUACAGUUGAUUGUGAACCUUUUGAAUGAGGUUAUGUCAUGUGCCAAAGGUUUUGAGUCACAUUUAAACCUGUGAUGUCAGGUUAUGGUAGGCGCCUUAUCCCACCAAGCUACCAGGACACUAGUUGUAUCUUUCUUUUUUGAGACAUUCACGGUUGGCAGGCAAGAUAAAUCAAGCUCUCCUCAAACUGUUCAAGCAUUUUAAAUUCUGUUCUGUUGUCCAGAUCUAUCAAUAAUACACAGAAAUAGCAUCAACAUUGUAGUACUCACUUAAACAUAAUCAUAGUGUGCAUGUUCGACAUGGUUCACAAUGAAAUACAUUGACAUACAUUAUUGUUUUUAUCUACACUGUUUUUAACCAUGUGGAUUAUAAAAAGUAUUCACUUGCCCCGUGCAAAUAUAAGGGACAUAAUAAACUCAGCAGGAACCUCAGGCCUCAGCAUAACUUGGUAGUUCAGUAACCCAAACAGGAAGAAGUUCUGGCCCAAGAUCAUUUUUAACAUAAAAUGGGGAAUGGGUAAAAUGUUUCAUAUUUUACAGAUGAGUCAAAUUUGGAUUAUUAAGGUCACUCAGUACGUGGCUUUCAGAGUCAUAACAUAGUGACUUAAAUAGAAUACUAAUGAUAAAUUGAGUUGGGGUAUUGUCUCACCCUGUUGGUAUUCCACGUUACAUAACCACCUGAUUUAUUUUUAUGUGGUUUAAGUUUCUGAUAAGAUAACUAUUUGACUUACCAAUGAUAACACCUUCAGAAAGUAAAACAAAUACAUUUUAUAUGAAAGAAAAAUCCAACACAGAUUAACUUAAAUUAACUUUUAAACAAACUUAACUCCAGCAGGAAUGCAAGAGGAGCAUGUUGCCAGGUCACUACAUCUUGCCAAAUAAUACACUAAUUAAUGAAACUCUGAAGAUCAAACAAAAUGUGCCAACUGAAGUCUAAGACAGCACCAGCACAGGCUAAUAUCUGCUCUAAUGUUAAGGUGUUGUACCUGCUCUCUGUUUCAAGGACCUUGGCAGGGAUUCAUCAGGAACAUGUGCUGGCUGUGCUAUGUAAAACCCUGUUUGAAGGAACACAUCAGAGAGGUAACUUACUUCUACCAAACAGACUCAUGACCAUCUGGGAGGGUUUCACCCAGUAACAGGCACUGUACCAUCUGACUGACAUUAACACCAGCAUAACAAAGCAAUGUGCCAUGUUCAAGCAAGGAUGGGAGGAUGGAAUAUAAUAACAUCAACAAGAUUAUCUGUAGCCUUUCUGGCUGUUUGAGCCAGAGAUGUGCUAAAAGUGCCAGGAAACUGGGGUCAAGGGUCAUUAUUAUCAUAAAUUAUCAAAUUCUCUCAUCCGAUUCUGUCCGGGUUAGAGAGCUUGUAUCAUCAUACAGACAUUUUAGAAUAUAUUUUUCAUAGUCUUAUCCAUAUUUGAUGUAAAUGAAAUAACUAUAACCUAUUUUUGAAAUAGUUCCCUGCUGCUUUAAAUAUUCAAAGAAUUAUAGGACUAACAUGGACGUGACAGCUGUAAGAGAUGAAUCCAACCAUUAACCACAUGUGAUGGGGUUUUUAGUUUUUACCAACAAAAGUAUCAACUUUAAAACUGGGUGCAGUUGUUUAGGGUUCAAUCAGAUAUUUUUAAACCAAUAUCUCUUUUCUAAGUGUAAAUGGUAACUAAAGACAAGUUGUGACCUAGAGUCUCAAACAGUAUACAUUUGAUUUUUGAGCUUGCUACACCCUUUUGAAAGCAGCAUAAUGCUAACAGUGUAUUGAUAACAAAACUAAAAAGCUUCUUUUUAAAAAAGGGAUUGUAACAUUCUUUUUUUUUUGUGACAUUACAGUGAACCAGAAUCCACAACACCCAAUGGGAAAUCUGAGACAACACAUUCUGUAUUUUUCCACAUUACUGACUCAGAAUAAUACCACUUUGACAUUUCUCUUUGUAGUAAUGUUGAUGAGCUGGCCAAGAAAAAAUACAAAGGUCAAAUACACCAGAGAGUGGUUUAUCAAGUUCUCCCAGAGCUUGGGGAAGUUUCCCACAUCUGGGAAUCCCCAGAGCUGGGAAAAUUGAUAGCAAUUAUCCUUUUCCCUUAUAAUAAACUAAAGUAUAUUUUUCAUAUGCUGAGAGCCACAUGGGCUAUUUUAUAAAAAUCUACAGUUUUCAGAGCAGUACCUAAAGUCCCACAGGUCUAUUUUAGUUUGAUGGAAAACCCCGUAUGGACAAAAUGACUAAUAGGCGGUCUCUUGAGCAUCAGCAUAUUACAGGGGGCUUAACACAAACCACAGGACAAGGAACAAUGUGAUGUUACUGUUUAAGAGGUAAUAUGGCAACACAAUUUUUAAAUGAUACAUUAGGAAAAGUGGACAAGAUGACAUAUAUAUGAAUAAAAAUAAUGAUGUGCCAAUCAUUAAUCUGGUUUGUUAUUAGUGAUAGCCAUUGUUGCUAGCUAAGGCGAUUAGCUACCUUUAUAAACCUUUUGUACUUUCUUCUGUGAUCAUGAAGGACUUAGUCUGACUAUUUAGUUGUUACUCAAGGUUUAAUUGAAUUAUAUUAUCCCGCAAAAAAUAAAAGUGCAAAAAAUCUACAAUGAGGAAAGUUCAGUGCAUGUAUGCUGUUAUUGCAUCAAGCAGUAAAAAAAGGACUACAUUUCCUGAGUGUCUUUAAGGCAGGUGAACCACUCUCAUGUGUAUUUCACAGUGAUGUCAUUAUUUGGGGUGAACUUUCCUCGGACAGCCUUUCACAUGUACUGACACACAAUAAAUCCCUGACAGCAACCUUGGUGGUAUUCCAUGAUACGUAAAUGCAUUCAUGUGUCCUUGUACUAAAUCUGUUAUAGCAUAAAUGUAGUUUUUUACAUUCAACUUCAGCAGUGCCUGAAUUCUGUAUCUUGUCUAAAUCAAGGACAUUACAUCAGCGUUACACCCACGCAACUUGUGUGCACUGCUCACAUCUCCAAGUCUGAAAAUUCUUGGCAUUGUAUUAGACGUUUGGUGGUAGAAGUCUUGCUGAUAUGGUGCAGAGGCGUUUCAGGUACUAGUUCUCUACAGUGUUGUCAGUCGCGGACUGUUACACUGCAGUGCAGACUGUGGUUCAGUUAAACAAAGACAUCCCAACUGAAGUGGCAAUACCACUGAGCUGUACUGACUGUGUCAAAUAUAGACACAUGUUGCCAUGAGCUGUAGAUAAGUGUGGGAAGGUCGAGUGAGUUUGGCAGUGUACAAGCUUUUUAAUUUUGUAUUAAAGGCCUGUGGUACCCAUAACAAUUUAGUACAUUUAAUAUCUAUUUAUAAUAUCCAAAAUGAAGAGCGGAAAUUGUAAUAAAAUUCAUAAAUGUUUUCUUAAGUAUAAUUCACAAAGUUAUUUCACAUUGUCAUAAUUUUCACUGCUUUGUUUGACUUCUUUUUCAGCCUGACUUCAUUUGUAUGUGUGCUAUCAAAAAUUAGGUUUAAAUUGAACAACAUGACAGUAUUUAACAGAACCAGCUUGCUGUAGAGUCAUGCCUUUGUUAUUUAAAGAAAACUAAGAAAAAACUUUAUUGUCAUUUUUUUCAGUCCAUAUUAAAUUUGAAUGAAGUAUUUUGUUUAACUGAAUGAAAAUGAUAUCAUUUUGAUUGAAAGAAAGCAACUAGACAUGGUUAUUUUUGCAGGACAUGUGGUCAAAUGUGACAAAUGGUCCAACCCCCUUCCCCCUGCCCCACCCCAAAACCCAGCUUAGUCCAAGUUGAUGGGAAACUGGUCCCUAUUUGUUUGACAAAAACCUGAUUUGAAUAGCAGAAACAAACAUGGCCUAUAAUGUGUCAUACAUGUCCAGGGUCCUCCUCAUGGAUGUGCAUUAAUCUGAUCUACAAUUAAUCAACAUUUAAUAACUUCACUCACAGGAGAAUAGUAGCUUCCAUUACAUUUGUUCACCAGCUAAGUUUGAAACCAAUAUUUAAUACUUGUAUUUGUGAAAUUUUACAACUUAUUAUUUUACUGGCAUUUCUCUGUUGGAGGUACUGUGCGGUGUCAGAAAUCGGGUCUGAGUUUUUGUAUUUUGACGCCAUGUUGUAAACAUACAGAGCCAACCCUGGACAUGAACUCAGUUUGAGCCUGUGUUUGAAAUUGUGUGUGUGCUGAAGAGGCUUGAUGACUGCUGUUGGUUUCUGACUGACAUUAAGGGCACAUCUUCUGUCUUAUAUAAUGUAAAUAAAAACACCAAGUAUCUUUAAUAAGGAAAAA